Molecule: messenger RNA, 4816 nt
Organism: Tilletiaria anomala UBC 951
Lineage: Eukaryota; Fungi; Basidiomycota; Exobasidiomycetes; Georgefischeriales; Tilletiariaceae
Exons: 9
Coding region: 376-4764 (1462 amino acids)
Source: RefSeq, a predicted model, not a curated record
CACUCCUCCAUUCACAUCAAUGAAUCACUAAGUGAACCCUGGUCUCCUCUACCUCAAUCACCGGUGCUUCCGUGAUCACGACGGAGACAGUGUGUUUUGGGGGGUUGUGCAAGCCGAUCAGCCGCAUUACUGCGUUGCCGCGAACAGGCCCAGAUAGUAUGUGCGCAUAAGUGUGCCUGGUGGCUACCGACCCCCGUACCAAGGUCACCAUAGCUGGAGCGGCUUCCCUAUCGUGCGAUCAAUUGAUCAAGCUAAGAUCCCUUGGCCUCUUUCAGCUCAGAAAAGUCUCUCACUCGGUUGGGACGCCUCCCAACUCUCUCUUUAUUGCAGCUGAACACAUGAAGCAGCGCAUAUAUUAACCUCGCGAUCACUGUCAUGCACAAGAUGCCUUCGACAACGCCCUUGCAGGAGCUCAUGGACAAAAUACCGCACCAUCGAGGUGGCACUCACGCUGAAGUCUCUCAGAGCUGCAAAGCACUGCUCUCCGUGAAGCGCCAAACAGCUCUUGCAGAGUUAGCGGCUCUGCUAUCUGCAUAUGACGACGAUCCUUCGGAGCUUUCCUACACGAGAGCCUUAGUGAAUGACUUUGGUACUUACGUCCCGCUGAUUGUCAAGCUGGCAGAGCUUGUGCUCAAGCAACGCGUCAAGAUCGCUUAUGAGCUAUACGCGAAAGAAGAUGGCGCACACGCGGACUUUGGCCUUCAGAAUCGGGGCACGCAUGCCGACAGACCAUCCUCAGUCACUAAUCUGAAGCCGAUAAUGCGGAAUAUCGCGACUAACACCCGCCCUCAUAUUGACGACGCUUCAGAGCAGAGCGAGUGCCAAAGGUGGCAUCGGCUGGUCCGCGUGCUCAUUAACCUCGCUCUAGAUGCCCUGGAUACCUUGCAAGAGAAAAAUCAAGCCCAUCGGACGAAGUAUCGCGACAUAUUGCUCGAAACUUACGUCCCGCUGCUCGUAAACAUCUUUGUCAUCGCUUCCGAAUACCCUUGGCUUAUCCCGACGAAGAGCAUUUCCAGCUGCUGCAUGGCUCUUGCAGACCUGGCGGACACCUAUGGCAGCAAGAGCCUUUGUGACAGAAUCAGAUCUGGAAUACGAAUCGAUGCCUUGGGGAGAGUAUUGGCUUCAUCUCAUGGCCUUCGCGGCAUGCAAGACCUUCUUUGGAUCUGCCACCUAUUGCGCCCAGAGCACGGUAGCGAACGGAUGAUUCGUUGCUUCUACGAAGAUAUGUUCUCCUUCUUGUCGCAACCGACCUUUACAUUCACGCUGGGGUUCUUCCAAGGGAUCAUGCAAGCCGCAGCUGACGACAUCAUCGCAACGGGCAAUGUGAACGAAGUAUGGGACAACUUUGCAGCUAUCAGCCACAAUACGAAAGAGCAGAUGAAGCGUGCUUGCAUUCAGGCGGUCUUGGGAAUCGAAAGGAGCGCUGCAAGCCAGCUGGCACCGGCAGUCCUCGAUCUGAGCACCAGCCUCGAGGCGAUCUCCAGCAGACGUCCAGUGCCUGUGACAGUCUUGCAAGUGCGACACCAACAACAAGAGAAGCCACUCAGCAGCCACGGACCGCCAAUGAUACUAUGGAUUCAGCAUGUUGGGCUGGAGCUGAGCAUCAUCCUGCAAGGAAAGCUUUCUAUUCUCUCCAUGGAAUGGAAGAACAUCGACGCGAUUGAAUUAGGCGCUGACGGGCAGCGAGAGGUGGUGCGCAUCAAAUGCAGCCCAAAGACUCGGAUGCAGCCGUGGUUCGAAAGUCAGAUCGUCAGAAAGCUGGGUCCUGCAAUUGAGCUCACCGUGAAAAGUAAAGAGGAUCGCCGUAAGCUUGGCUUUGCCCUUACCCGUUGCAACCAACAGGACAAAGUAGUGCAGAGGACUGCAAGACCGACGCAUCUGCCUACCGAUUUGCUAUCCAAACUCACAAAGCAGCCGCCAGCUUUGCGCAAGCGCAAGGGCGCCAUCGCUCCUAGCAUCGAUGUUUCGGACCGGGGCGAUUGCUCUGUUAUUUUACCCAUGAAUGGCGAAGGAUCCGCUCAACAACAUGAAGCUCUUGAGAGCGCCAACAUCACAGCUUCACCGCCGGUGUCGCACGCCUCGUGCCCGAGCCAGAUCCAGAGGCGCACUCAAAAGAUGCAGCACCUGUCACAAAUGAACGACGAGACCUUGAGAUCGGAGAGGCAGCUUUGCGAUGCAGCCCAAGCACCAGCUGAUGGUGCGCCCAAAGCCAGUCAAUCACAUUCAAAGAACGCGACCCUAUCUGAGCUGGCCGCAGCUGAUCCUCUGUGCGAAAUGGAGAGCUUCUGGCCACAAGACGACGGAGAAAAAGGCACUCAUGCUGGCGACAUUGGUAAAGACUGUGAUUCAGUUGAGAAAAUUCAUCAAGGCCCGGAAAAAUAUCUGCAAGCAAAGCCCGGCAAAACCGCCUCGCAAACUUCUGCGACGGUUCGAAACAUUCCGACCGCGAAGAAUGACCCCUCAGUACCAAUCAAAGGACAGAACAAGGCGGUCAAACGGCCUGCCCCUCCAUCGGAUCCUGUGCGCCGCAGCCGGCGUGUGGCUCGCAAGCAUGGGGUCAAGGAGUCUACAGAAGCAGCUAGGAGUCGAAACACAGCUACCGAGCCGAUGAAUGCAACCCUGUCUACGAGAGGCAGCGCUAAUGACGAGCCUUUUCACGACAACUCCAGUUCCUCCUUAAGCACUGCAUCAGCUCACGAAAUUCAACAGCCGGCGAAAGAAAUGCUCAUGGGCAUGCGAAAUCGCAAAGCAGCCGAUGCUGUUACCAACAGUGAAGAAUCCGAAGCGAAAACAACUCCCGAAGCUAAGAAAGAGACUGUACUUGAACAGACGCUGACGAGGCAGCCAUCCCUCAAAGAAGCUACAGCACCACGCAUACAGGUUAGAAACACUUUCGAACGUUCACACAGGCGGUCGCAUCAAGCCUCAGCUCGGGAUAAAAGAGUGGACUGUUCAUCGGAUAAGGAGGAUGAGGACGACGUUGACCAUGAAGACUUGCCAACUGCUACUUCGAGGAAAAGAAAAGCAAAAGUCGGCAGCAAGAAGAUGUCUUCAAAAAAGGCGAAGGCGUGUGACGAGCCACGAGUAAGCGCUACAAAGUCGACGCAGUUUAGCAUGAAGCGCAAGAAUGGUUGGGAGGCAAGAGAACCACAUAAGAUCACUACAACUAGAGUGAGCACUGCUCAGCUACAGCGAGAUGCCGAACUUCCUCGCGCCGACAACACGCAAGCGAGAGGAGAUGCUCGGACUAGUACGGGUUCGUCCCCCAGAGGCUCAACCUUCGACGCCAAGCCCGACAAAUCUGGUGCCUUCGAUCCCCUGCGAGGAGUUGUGCCGAGCAACCCCAAUGUGGAGGAAGAGAAGGGCGAUCUUGCCGGCUCUGUGACACUUGAGCUGCUUGCAGAACCGCAGAAGUCCCCGCCAGAGCCUCAGCCGCGUGAAAGAGACAGUAUCACUAGCGACACGCAAAAGGCGUCCAAGAAAGGGUUCAAAAAUGUCACAGCUUCGUGGAUGACCGCAACACAUCAAGCUCUCCAACGAACACGCUUUAGCCACAUACCUGAGAUGGGCACUGCCGGGGAACCCUUUGAAGAUAAAUGGAAGAGUGAGACUUCGCGCGCGGCGCCAAGGGACGAAGAAGAAGAGAUAGUAGAGAACAGCCAGGUUGAAGAUGAACAAGAGGCGCUCCGUUCCGGUGUAGAACUUCCUCCUUCGAUUCAGCAUUCUCAGCAAGUUUUUGUUGAAAGUGAGCAACAUCAGCAGCUGGCCGUCACUCUCACCAAGAGCACUCAGGAAAUGGUCGAAAGGAAGGCUCUAUUUCCCGCACAUGCGGCUCGAAAGCGUGAUUCAAGCAGCCUUCCGUCUGUUACCACAACGUCACGCAUCCCAGCCGUUCACGCUGUUGCAGACGAGGUAUCUCCUUCAUUGCAUAGUGAGGUGUCGGCUGUCGGUGACCUACAUACGAGAACUUCAUCCACAAUCCGAGCGCAACUGGACGACAUUUCCCAGAACAAGCUGCUUGGGAGCAAAGCGGGCAUUGGUAGCGACAGUGGUCUCAAUAUCACUUCGGCCGCUUCACACCACGAAAAGACUCCAAUUGUGGACUCCGUGAGGGCUGCCUGCGCUGGCAGAAUCCAAGUCGACACUAGCGCGGCAAGUGAUCACGAGCUGAAGCGAGCCAACGAUGCUGUACAUAUGUUGCCUGAUGCUCCGAUGUCGCUUCACGUGCCAGUGCAAUUCACUUCUCCUAGGCGGAUGCGCUCGCCCGGUGGUCCUCCAACUCGUCGCUCGCAUGGUCAUCCGGCUAACUCCGAAGCGCCAGAAGAACUGGACACAAGCAUUUCAGCAGCCUUGGUUACGGCUCGGGCUCGCCGCAGGAAGUUCCACAAACUCCUAGCCGCUGGCAAGGACACCGUUGACACCGCAAGCUCCAAUCUACCAACGUUAAGAGAACUGCAGGACAAAAUGAACCAGCUUAUACUCCUCAUGAUGGAGCAACUCACAGCGAAGCUGCAUGAUAAGGCGAACGAGGCCCGCUUCCGAAGCAAAGCUUUGCUUAGAAAUGCAUGCAAGUCUGCUCACAGGGAGGUCUUCUGGUGUGCCGGCUUACUCGAAUCCGUGAGAGACCUAGCUCAGCUCGCGGAUAGCAUCAUUACACAUCAAGAGGCUACGCUGAGCCCUCAGCCAUUGCUGGACGCCUCCGAUCAAAUCGAAAAAUUGACAGGUAUUAAGCCUCGAUCACAACGAAUGUUACAAACUGUGUAAAAAAUACAGCGCAGUGAGCCAGCGAAAUCCUAAAUUAAGUUCAACGCCUUCC